UCAAGAGGGCGCAUUUGAAAGCCGGCGGAGGUAAGAGACGCGGCGGGUUCUCCCCGCUUAAGCAUGGAGGAUGUGGCGGCCAAGUACGUGUCCCAGAAAGUUAGUAAGGCCCGCUGGCGGCCCGUGUCUGCCGCUGCCCUGCAACCUCCCGAGGUCUUCGCUACCGGCUCGUGGGAUAACGAGGAAAAUAAGAUUUCAAUUUGGUCUGUUGGAGACUUCGGAAGUUUGACCCCAAAUGGAGAAUAUCAUGGAGAACCACAUCUGCUAUGUGAUAUUGAACACAGUGGUGAUGUUAUGGAUAUGGAGUUUUUGGAUCAGGAGAGAAUUGUGACUGCUUCAUCCACUGGAAGUGUGACCAUAUUCAGGCAUCAUCAAAAUAAUCAGACUCUGUCUUUAAACCAGAAAUGGAAAAAUGCACAUUACUAUGAUGCAUCUGGUGGCAGUGCAUCAUGCACUGGGAUCAUAUGCAACAGCCCUGAAAUUUUUACGGUUGGUGAAGAUGGUAGGAUAAAUGUGUUUGAAGUUGACCAUAAGGAAGCUAAACGUACUAUAGAUAAUGCUGACAGCAGUACACUCCAUGCAGUUACUCAACUUCGCACAACAGAGAUCCUGACAGUCAAUUCCAUUGGUCAGCUAAAAGUAUGGGAUUUCAGACAGCAAGGAAAUGAGCCUUCACAGAUAUUUUCAUUGACAGGGGAAAGAGUUCCACUGCACUGUGUGGAUAGGCACCCUAGUCAGCAGCACAUUGUAGCCACAGGCAGCCAAGAUGGAAUGCUGAGUAUUUGGGAUGUAAGACAAGGCGGCAUACCAGUUUCCUUGCUAAAUGCUCAUGACGCAGAAUUAUGGGAAGUCCACUUUCAUCCCUCCAAUCCUGAUCAUCUGUUCACUUGUUCAGAAGAUGGAGCUCUGUGGCACUGGGAUGUUUCCACUGAUGUGUCUGAAAGAAAAUCAUUCCUUCAUACAGGUGGGAGAAGUACUACUACAUAUCUGCCUCACAGUGCAGUUAAUCAAUCUGUAACAAGUGCCUGGCUGAGCAAUGAUCCCACUAAAGACCGCAUGGAGAUCACAAAUUUAGUUUCAAAUCCAACAUUAUCUGUGAAUAGUUUAGAUGUUUUAGGAUCAUGUCUUGUAUAUGGAACUGAUGCAGAAUCUAUUUAUGUUAAAAAAAACCUAUUUGCAUAAUUUUAUCUCCACCAAAGCUGAUUUUGAACUUGUAAAUGCUGAAAUACAUACAUUUUCUAGCCAUAAACUAGGGGAAUAAUUUGUAAUGGCAGAUAAACUACAAUUCACAUUGCAGCCUCGAUUCUUUAACCAUGUUACAUAAAAGAAAAAUAAUUGCCAUUUCUUUCUAGUUCAUGGGUUACCAACUCCUCUUUGCAGUAAGCUACCUAAAGCUCAAAAAUUUAAAAGGAUAGUUCAGCCACUUUUACAGUUCUUCAGCAAUCAUGAAGAGUAUAAUUAAUGUUUAGGUUACUGAUAGUGGCAGUAGGUUAAUUUCUGAACAAAUGCUUGUUUUGGGGAGACUUACGUUGCAUUUGUAUGUACCAAUUAGGUUACAAUACUUCUAAUCGAAGCUGGAAAAAAUAUAAAUCUUGGCAAAAGAAAACAGAAACAGUAGACUGUUAAAAUGCUUCAAAAUUUUAAUAGUAAGCCAUGAAAUGGUUUUAAAUAGUAACUUUAAUGUGACACUGCAUACCUCCAACACUGUAUCUGACAAUAAGAUCAAUCUUUGGCCUGUCAUACAAAUUCCAUUUAGAUUAGCACUGUUACUAUGAAUUUUUACUUGGAAGUAAGUCCCACUGAUUUCAGGAAGACUUUUUCCCAGUUAAGUGUGCUAAGGUUCAACAGCCUUGUCAAUUUAAGAAACACAACUGUUUGUAAAAUUGUUAAAUCACUGACUGCAUGUAUCAUUUAUGAGAAAACUUUUUUAUUAAACUGUCAAUAGAA
Molecule: messenger RNA, 1947 nt
Organism: Podarcis muralis (Common wall lizard)
Lineage: Eukaryota; Metazoa; Chordata; Lepidosauria; Squamata; Lacertidae
Gene: NUP43
Product: nucleoporin 43
Cellular component (GO): nuclear pore outer ring
Molecular function (GO): protein binding
Source: RefSeq, a predicted model, not a curated record